Molecule: messenger RNA, 3447 nt
Organism: Pistacia vera
Lineage: Eukaryota; Viridiplantae; Streptophyta; Magnoliopsida; Sapindales; Anacardiaceae
Product: glycine--tRNA ligase, chloroplastic/mitochondrial 2
Exons: 36
Coding region: 54-3251 (1065 amino acids)
Biological process (GO): glycyl-tRNA aminoacylation; arginyl-tRNA aminoacylation
Cellular component (GO): mitochondrion; cytoplasm; chloroplast stroma
Molecular function (GO): glycine-tRNA ligase activity; ATP binding; arginine-tRNA ligase activity
Source: RefSeq, a predicted model, not a curated record
GCCCAACUGGCUAAGCCUAACACUAAUUCCAAGCCGCAAGCUCAGUAUUAGCCAUGGCAACUCUUGCUAUUCCUCUGGUCAUUUCCUUUCUCAAACCACACUCUACUCACUUUUCUCUCCUCCGCCCCGGCAAACCCAACCCUAAUCGGCUAUACAACGCGCCACUUAGUAACCGUCUCUUUUACAGAACCUCCGCCGUUAGCACCUCAGCAGUUCCGUCGACUGGGUCUAACAGUGAGACACAAAAAGCGUCUGUUCUUACUUUUCAACAAGCCAUUCAAAGGCUCCAGGAAUAUUGGGCUUCGGUUGGAUGUGCUGUAAUGCAAUGUAGCAAUACAGAGGUUGGGGCUGGGACAAUGAAUCCACUGACAUAUCUAAGGGUUCUUGGUCCGGAACCAUGGAAUGUCGCGUAUGUGGAGCCUAGUGUUCGUCCCGACGAUAGUCGGUACGGAGAAAACCCAAACAGGCUCCAACGUCACACUCAAUUUCAGGUUAUAUUAAAGCCUGAUCCUGGAAACUCACAAGACCUCUUUAUUCGCAGUCUAUCAGCUUUAGGUAUUGAUGUUGGGAAACAUGAUAUUCGUUUUGUCGAGGACAAUUGGGAGAGCCCGGUCCUUGGUGCAUGGGGUUUGGGCUGGGAAAUCUGGAUGGAUGGGAUGGAGAUCACUCAAUUCACCUACUUCCAGCAGGCUGGCAGUCUUCAAUUGUCACCAAUAUCUGUAGAGAUUACUUAUGGUCUUGAGCGUAUCCUCAUGCUGCUUCAGGGAGUUGAUCAUUUUAAGAAAAUUCAGUAUGCUAAUGGAAUCACAUAUGGGGAGCUGUUCUUGGAAAAUGAGAAGGAAAUGAGUGCGUAUUAUUUAGAGCAUGCCAGUGUUCUUCAUCUUCAGAAACACUUUGAUUUUUUUGAGGAAGAAGCCCGUUCAUUAAUUGCUUCAGGCUUUCCAAUCCCUGCGUAUGAUCAGCUUUUGAAGACAUCUCAUGCUUUUAAUAUCCUAGACUCUAGAGGCUUUGUUGGAGUAACUGAACGUGCUCGUUAUUUUGGUCGAAUGCGUAGUUUAGCUCGUCAAUGUGCACAACUUUGGUUAAAGACGAGGGAAUCCCUUGGUCAUCCACUGGGUAUUGUUUCUGAGCCUGUUAAUCUUAUAUGCCCUAAACAAUAUUUGGAGGCAGCAGUCGAAAAGGUCCAUGAUAAUCCGAGGUCAUUUGUACUUGAAAUUGGGACUGAAGAGAUGCCACCUCAAGAUGUUGUUAAUGCAAGCGAGCAACUUAAAGAUUUCGUAUUGCAAUUACUAGAUAAACAAAGAUUGAGCCAUGGAGAAGUACAGGCUUUUGGUACACCUCGAAGACUAGUGGUUUAUGUUAAGAGUCUUUGCAAGAAGCAAGCUGAGAAUGAGAUUGAGGUUCGAGGGCCUCCUGUUUCAAAAGCCUUUGAUGACCAUGGAAAUCCUACAAAGGCUGCUGAGGGGUUUUGUCGCAGAUAUGCUGUUCCAUUGGAUUCGCUGUUCACAAAAAAUGAUGGGAAAACAGAGUAUGUUUAUGCUCAUGUGAAGGAGUCUGCCCAGCUUGCUUUGGAGGUUUUAUCUGAAGAUGUGCCUAGUAUCAUUGGUAAAAUAUCAUUCCCGAAGUCAAUGCGUUGGAACUCUGAGGUCAUGUUCAGCAGACCUAUUCGUUGGAUUAUGGCUCUCCAUGGAGAUGCUGUUGUUCCGUUUACAUUUGCAGGAAUCUUGAGUGGAAACCUAUCUUAUGGUCUUCGUAAUACUCCUGCUGCCACUGUUAUGGUAGAAAGUGCAGAAUCUUAUGCGGAUGUGAUGAGGAAUGCUGGAAUUAGUAUUGAAAUUGAGGAUCGGAAGAAAACAAUUUUGGAGCUUUCCAAUGCUUUAGCAAAAAGUGUCAAUGGCCGCAUCACUGUUCAGCAAAGCUUACUUAAUGAGGUUGUAAAUCUUGUUGAGGCGCCUGUUCCAAUUCUAGGGAAGUUCAAAGAGUCCUUCUUAGAGCUUCCAGAAGAUCUUCUAACCAUGGUUAUGCAGAAGCACCAGAAGUACUUCGCCUUGACUGAUGAUAAGGGGAAGCUCUUGCCAUACUUCAUUGCUGUUGCAAAUGGAGCAAUCGAUGAGAUGGUAGUAAGGAAAGGAAAUGAAGCUGUGCUGAGAGCUCGCUAUGAAGAUGCUAAGUUUUUCUACGAGAUGGAUACAUGUAAAAAAUUUGCAGAAUUUCGAGGUCAACUAAAAGGGAUUCUUUUUCAUGAGAAGCUUGGUACGAUGCUGGACAAGAUGAUGCGUGUCCAAAACAUGGUUAACGAUCUAAGUAUUGAACUGGGAAUGAAUGGAGAUAUGCUUCAGACUGUUCAAGAUGCUGCAUCACUUGCAAUGUCAGAUCUUGCAACUGCUGUUGUUACGGAGUUCACUUCUUUGUCAGGCAUAAUGGCACGUCAUUAUGCACUUAGAGAUGGGUAUCCAGAGCAGGUCGCAGAGGCUUUAUUCGAAAUCACCCUUCCUAGAUUCUCUGGAGAUGUGCUUCCAAAAACUGAUGUGGGGAUAGUUUUGGCAACUGCUGAUAGGCUGGAUAGCCUUGUUGGCUUAUUUGCUGCUGGUUGUCAGCCUAGUUCUGCUAACGACCCAUUUGGCCUGCGAAGAAUCUCGUAUGGUCUAGUUCAAAUUAUGGUUGAAAAGGAUAAAAAUCUGGAUCUGGAAUGUGCUUUAAGACUUGCUGCUGCGGUCCAAUCAAUUAAAGUAGAUGCAAGCACUAUACGUGAUGUACAUCAGUUUGUUACUCGAAGAUUAGAGCAAUUUCUGGUUGAUAAGGGAAUUAGUACAGAGGUUGUUCGUUCUGUCCUUGCAGAGCGUGCAAACUUACCUUGUUUGGCUGCAAAGACAGUAUAUAAAAUGGAAGCCUUAUCAAGAGGCGAGCUUUUCUUAAAGGUGGUUGAAGCAUAUUCUCGUCCAACAAGAAUUGUGCGUGGAAAGGAUGUUGACACUGCUUUGGAGGUGGAUGAAUCUGCAUUUGAGAUGGCUGAAGAGAGAAGUUUAUGGAGUGCUUUCUUGUCAGUCAAAAACAAAGUUGAUUCAAAUAUUGAGGUAGAUGAUUUUGUUGAAGUAUCUUCACAGCUAGUACAGCCGCUUGAAGAUUUUUUUAAUAAUGUCUUCGUAAUGGUGGAAGAAGAAAGAAUCAGAAAGAACAGACUUGCGCUGCUAAGAAAAAUUGCAGACCUUCCCAGAGGCAUAGCAGAUCUAUCGCUUUUGCCUGGGUUUUAAUAAUAAUAAUAAUCUUUUUUAAGAGAAAAGAAAAGAAAAUAUGCGGGAUUAGUAUAAUAUAAUGGAAUUAUUUAUUUAUUUAUUUAUGUGUGUGUGAGGUUCAGAACUAACGUCUAAUCGGAGAUGGAACAGGUAGGAAGAACAUGUAGUUAUAUUUUGGUAAAGAUUUUAUCUAACACAAGCGCCAUUGAUCUCA